Carica papaya (papaya) is the source of this 1093-nucleotide messenger RNA. RefSeq lists its product as uncharacterized. Gene Ontology annotation, molecular function: protein binding. Lineage: Eukaryota; Viridiplantae; Streptophyta; Magnoliopsida; Brassicales; Caricaceae. The record is from RefSeq and is a predicted model, not a curated record.
AGUUUAAAUUCAACUUUAUUUUUGCUUGAAAAAAUAUGUCCAUGUCCGUGUGUUCUAUCAAAUAAAAAUCCCAAACUUCUGUACUUUUUCUCGAAGAAGAAAGAUCUAAACACCAAGCCAGCAUGAUUCCACAUAAAAGAAAACAUCUAAAAGCUCAAAAAGCAAGCACAAGCUCACUUUCUCCCUAAUUCGUAUCACUAAAAAAACGUUUUUUUUUUUUUUUAAAAAAUUAAAAAUCUCAGCUUUUCCUUCUCUUUUUUUCCCUUUUGUUUAUAUGGGAAAAUCACUUCCUUGCACGACCAGACUCCAUGAAUUUUCCAGAAUAGUCUCAUUCGACAAGCCUCCGCGUGCAGAACGCGCGAAACCCAUAUCGAGAAACGGAGUUUCUGUCAAGGAAGCGGGGAGGACGAGCGGGGUCAGAGUCGACCCCGGGCGAGCGAAGCAGAAAGGAAUGGAGGGUAAGGUGCCUUUGUCUGCUGUGGUCUCUGAUUGUGUAAAGAGGUGGUUUGAAGAGACACUCAAGGAGGCCAGAGCUGGUGAUAUCGCCAUGCAGGUCUUGGUUGGUCAGAUGUAUAACACUGGCUACGGUGUAACCAGAGAUACCCAAAAGGGUCGUGCUUGGAUAGAUAGAGCUUCAAAAGGCCGUUCUUCAGUUUGGAAAGCAGGCGAUAAACAUCCAGGUUAUAAUGCCAGUGAAUCAGAUCCCGAUGGCUCUAAGGAAGAUGGAAAAUAAACUCAAAAUGUAAUUCUUGUUAGGCUUACCAUUAAAAUUGAAUUCUCUUCCUGCACCAUGGUGAUAUUUCGACACUUUCUGCUGUCUGAUUUUUUUAAAAAUUUCUUUGCAGCCUUCCAAGUUCUUGUUUACUUUAUUUAUUCAUUCCAGACAAGCAAUACUGUAUAAGACUGGGUUGGCUUGUUUUGGUUUUCCUUGUUGCAUUGUUAUGUUUCUUUAUCGGGAGUCUUUAAUUUUCAUGAAGUUAUUUCAUCUACUCUUGUUUUUGCUUUUGGGGAUUGAGGGUGAGAUGAUGUUAUAGAUUGACUCUGUAAAUGAAGGAGAAUUUGUUUAUAUGGUUAAUUCUGAUAUUCAAUGUAA